AUGUUUCCAAUCACUACAAUUGAUGCUACUGUUUUACAAAAAUGUUCAGAAUGUGAUGCUGAAAAAAAUCUUUGUAUCUGUUUAUCGUGUAACCUACUUUUUUGUGAUCAUAUUGAAGAAGAUCAUAUAUUUAGUCAUUUUAUAUCAACGCAACAUGCUUAUGGAAUGAAUUUGAAAGAAAAAAAAAUUUUUAAUCUUUCUCUUGAUAAAUAUGAUAAUGAUUUUAUACAAAAAAACAAUUGUACACAGCUUGUUGAAUAUCCAUUUGAUGAUUUUAUCUCAAAUAUGAUAACUGAUUAUAAUGAUCCAUUAAUAACUGAUAAUGGAUCUGAACGUAUUGUUGAAAAAGAAAAAUUGAUGAAUAUUGAUUUGAUUAAAAAUCUUGAAGAUUUACGAAAUGAAAACAAAAGUUUAUCAACAACUAUUGAUGGUUUAACACAAGAGAAAGAAAAACAAGACAAACAACUAAAUGAAAUUCACCAAAAUUUAGUUAAUGAAAGAGCAACAAAUAAACAAUUAGAAAAACGUUUUAAUAAAAAUCUUGAAGAUUUAGGAAAUGAAAACAAAUAUUUAUCAACAACUAUUGAUGGUUUAACACAAGAGAAAGAAAACCAAGACAAACAACUAAAUGAAAUUCAACAAAAUUUAGUUAAUGAAAGAGCAAUGAAUAAACAAUUAGAAAAACGUUUUAAUAAAAAUCUUGAAGAAUUACGAAAUGAAAACAAGAAUUUAUCAAUAACUAUUGAUAGUUUAACACAAGAGAAAGAAAAACAAGACAAACAACUAAAUGAAAUUCAACAAAAUUUAGUUAAUGAAAGAGCAACAAAUAAACAAUUAGAAAAACGUUUGAAUAAAAGUCAACAAGAGUUAAAUAAAUUAAAACAUGAUUUUAACGAAGAAAAAAUCAUCAACCAACAAUUAAUUCAAAAACAAAACGAUCUUACGGAUAAAAUGGCAAAUCAGAACAAGGAAAUCAAAACACUUAAUGAUCAAGUUAGUGAUUUAAUUCUUCAUCUUGAGGGUGUAGAAAAACUUAAAUUUGAAGCAACAUCAGAUGAGCUUGCAGCAAGUCAAAUUCUUAUUAGUUCCAAACCAAAACAAGCUCGACGUCGAAAAUAA
Molecule: messenger RNA, 1119 nt
Organism: Rotaria sp. Silwood1
Lineage: Eukaryota; Metazoa; Rotifera; Eurotatoria; Philodinida; Philodinidae
Source: the annotation of a GenBank genome assembly